Molecule: messenger RNA, 1805 nt
Organism: Microdochium trichocladiopsis
Lineage: Eukaryota; Fungi; Ascomycota; Sordariomycetes; Xylariales; Microdochiaceae
Exons: 1
Coding region: 474-1559 (361 amino acids)
Source: RefSeq, a predicted model, not a curated record
UUUGUAUUUGUCACGCGACACUGAUGGCGCAUCACUUGCACUGACGUUCCUGUAGCACCUCGCCGAGGAGGAUGCAGGCACGCUCGGCACUUCUCUGAACCCCAGUCCGGGCCUCCGUGACUGUGGGCCGAGCUUAUUCCAAUGCCAAUGACACCCGGCCGGUGCCGACUGCAAGAUUCGCCCGUUCAGUCGAUCAGCAGCACCGUGGCCCGACAUCCACACUCCCAAAGCUCAAGAGAAACGGAGGUUCCCAUAUUCCAUAUUCGGCACUCUCUUACUGUGUUUCCCCCCGGACUCUUGGACGUUGCGACAAGUCACGACACUCGCAAGGAGACACCCACGCAAAGGCGGCUGCAUCAAUCACAUGCCAAAUCAUCCCCACCAAAACCGGGAUCGUGGGCAAGAGGUGAUAUACGGGAUAUCAGUACAGCACUCUUACAAGCUCUUGCGCGGCGCCUACACAGACUCUUUCGAUGGAUAGGAGUAAUCGAGACCCGCGUGACUCUUCUGAAGGUCAAGGCACCCAAUCCCGUACAAAGGACAAGGGCAAAGGCAAGCAGACGACCUUGGAAGCACCCCUGAUGACCAGCGGUCCAGCACAUACGAAUCAGUCCAUAGGUUCAAGAAUCGUGUCAUCGGCCUCAAAGUUGGCGAGCAAUUUGAUCACGAGCACAGCCAAUGGUUCAGACAUCGGAAAAGCUCUUCCCCCGAGUAAAGCUGGUGCUAGUAAUUCUUCUUCUGGCCUGCUCCCAUCUGGACAACGGCCAACUGUCCGCGACCAACACGCCUUUGCCAGUGGGCCAUCGAACUCAGCAUUCGACCACCAUCCGAGCGGCGAGAAUAGCUUCAGGUCUUUGGACACGGAGCGGCAUGCUGCUCAACAGGAAGCCGCGUUCUCCAGCUUCUUAGACGGCAUUCCAGUUCUGGAACCGCCAUUGUCGUUGUCUUCGUUAACAGACACAGGCGACAGAUCCCAAACAACAUUGCGCCAGAUGAACCGGAUCGAUGAGCCAAGCGGAGACUCACCCAGGUUCGGCUCUGCCGGGAUGCAAUCUGAGGCGGCAGCACCGGCCCAGGAUGGUCUAGAUGUCGUGCGACUUCUUAAUUCUAAUAUGUACGAGGAAGUCAUGGCGGCCACGUCAGAGGACGAACCCAUCUUUUCGGAAGAGGAGCGAAUAUCCUUGCGACGUGCACUUUUCGGGGACGGUCUUGACGGCACUGGGGAUCGGCCAAUCGACUGGAACAACUUGCUCAAUUUCGUUCCGUCUUAUGUUGCUGUGAACGAUAGCGACCUUGGCGCCGCGAAAGAGCGAAUGGCACACAUGGGAACAGACCAGCUGGGUGAGUCGCAGCGCGUCUGGGAAGAGCAAUGGGCACAAGUGCUCACACGGUACACCGACGAGGUAUGGGGAGAUCUGAGCUCGCUCGUGCGUGAAGCACGGCGGGAGGUUGAGAACGCAGAGACCGAGCAGCCAGGUCCAGUUGCUGUGGGCGACCCAUCUGGGUUCCCAGCACUGAGAAGGCUGCAGCAAAUUCUUGGGCAGAUCCGGGGGUCCUGAUGGUAGAGGCAGGCAGGACUGGUGCCAACGCGGCCUCACUUCAGGAGGUGGUUGUGUGCGUGAUCAUGUAAUACGACGCAGCAGCGCCGUAACGGCAUGGUUCCGGAAUAGUGGCUCGUUUCACGCCUUGCCCACGGCAAGAGCUUGCAUCCCUGCACUCGAUGGGGUGUGUGACAGGCUUGGGGUGCAAUUUAUAGAGCUUGCAAUCUGCACUGUUCCAUGCGGUGGAAUCGCACAACCCUGACC